GGUGAAAAUGGUCAGUUUUGUAUUGUUAAUAUAUAUAAAAUUAUAUUGCAAAUAGUAAGAAACCAUCACCAUGCUGUGUUGCCUUCUGCCCAGAGAUCUCUGUUUACAAGGCUGGAAGAGUAGUCAAGCUCCUUUUCUUCCCCUAGGCUUUUUUUCCCUCAUUGGUCAGGAGCCCCCCUCCCCUCCUCUCUGUUGGGUGGGGUGCCAAUAACUUUAUUGGAGGCUUCUGAUUGGCUGGAUCUCUGUUCUGAAUGCCCCCCACCUCCCCUUCUCCCCUCCUGGGCUGGGAGAGUGGGUUGAAGCGGAGCCCUCCUCUUUGCGGAAAAGAUUCCUUUUAGGACUAGCUGAGCUGCUCUGGAGCCUGAGGCUGGUGACCCCAGGGCUGGCCAAGGGGUGAUGCCGGCCCCCAUGGGGCUCCUCGGUCUGGUCCUGUUCUGGCCGCUGGUGGCAGUGACUGCGGAGAAGAUUCCAGAUUCGCAGGUGGGGCAGGCGGCCUCCUGCAUGACUGCAUGCGCAGGGUCAGCUGGUCCCCACCUCCAUGUGGGGACCAGAUACACCUAUCGCUUUUCCACCAACACCAGCACCAGCCUGCAGGAGGUCCCGGUGGAGGGGAGUGGCCUUGGCCUCCAAGGCUUGGCUGUCCUUGAUGUGCUUGGCCCAUGCCAGAUGGCUUUACGGCUCCGAGACUUCCAGGUGACAUCCAUCCGGGGGUCCAAGGUGGAGCUUCUGAAGGAGUCAGAGAGGCUGAGCACUGCCCUGGGCCGUAACCCGCUCCGCUUCAUCCUGCAUUCUGGACGUGUGGCCCGCCUGUGUCCCCGCCCCGCUGAGCCUCGCUGGGUGCUGAACAUGAAGCGUGCCGUGCUGAGCCUCCUGCAGGGCAAUGCGGGGGCCUGCAGCCCCAAGACCCUGGAUGAAGUGGACAUCCUGGGCCGAUGUCCUACCACAUACCAGUGCCGUGGGGACUGGCUGCACAAGACCAAGGACCUGGCUCGGUGCUCCCUGCACAGGGGACGGCCCUCACUGCAUUCUCAGGCCCUGCCUGGAGUGGCCCCUGGCCUGGCCUCCCGUCUGACCUGUGUCCAGAGCUUCCGGGCUGGCGUGCUGCGGGAGGCCUCCUGCACAGAGCUGGACACCGCAGGGCCGCUGUCCGUGAAGGCGAGCGCUGUGCAGAUUCGAACUCUCUCCUCACUCAGCCUGCUGCACGAGAAGGCCCGAGAUCCAGCGGGCACAGAUCCAGAUGAUGGAGGCGAUGAAGACAUGACCCCAAGCAGCCUGCUAUACGAGUGGGAAGAGACUCCAUCCCAGGCCAUGGUGGCCGCUGCGGACAACUUAGUGAGGAGGCUGUGCCUGGCUCAGACAACCAGCUUGCAGGCUAUGGACUUGUUCCUGACACUGGUGUCCCAGCUCCACGGCCUUUCUGGGGGUGAACUGAUGGAACUCUGGCGACAUUCUUCCUUCAAAUGCCGAGACAACGGAUGGGAGACGAGCAGGCUGGCGCGAGCUUGCUUUCCACUGCUCCAGACACCACGGGCCAGCCCCAGUGCCUUCCUGGGCAUCUCAGCCCUGGUGCACAACCUCUGUGCUUCUCUGGAUGGGCCCUGCGGGCAGCUGCCUGGAGUCAGCUCCCUAGUGAACAUCCUGGGAGAGGCCUUGGGUGAGAACUGUACCUUCCGGGAACCCUCAGAAGUUGACAAGCUCCAGCUUGUGCUGAAGGCAAUCGGCAACGCGGGCUUGGCAGCCAUGGCUCUCACCCCCACACUCAGUGCCUGUGCGUCUCUGCGAAGCAGCACCCCCGAGAUCCGGCUGGGUGCCAUUCAGGCCUUCCGGAGGGUCCCCUGCUCUGCAAACCGAUCAGCGCUCUCCCAUCUGUACCAAUCCCCGGAGGAGGAUGUUGAGAUCCGUAUCAAUGCCUACCUGGCCCUGAUGAGAUGCCCCAGUGAAGAGGUGUUUGCUCAGGUGCGGCGCACCCAGGCAGGCGAGCUGUCCACCCAGGUGGGUUCUUUUGUGUGGAGUCACCUCUUGCAGCUGCUGGAGACGCACGACCCCCUGAAACAAGCCCUCCGGGACACCCUCCCUGAGGACAUCCUCAGCCAGGAGUUCCACCCGGAAAUGUGGAAACACUCAUCCUAUUCUGAUGUCACCUUCCGCUCAGCGUCUGGCAACCUGGGAGCCAACUUGGAGGGGACUCUUCUCUUCUCUCCUGUCUCCUUUCUUCCCCGUUCCGCCAUGGUCAACCUGACCAUCCACAUCAUGGACCGUGCCUUCAACCUCCUGGAGCUCGGGCUCCGGCUGGAAAAUGCUGAGGAAAUUGCUCGCAGGCUGUUUGGCAGGAAGUCAUUCUGGGGUCAGGAAGACGGAAGAGAGGCCGAGGCAGAGAAGCCCCCAGGACCGGAACCUGGGCCUGCACCACGGCCAGCCAGCCCCAAGUGUCCAGGAGACAGAGCUAGAAGGAUGAGAGACCUUCAGCAGAAGGUGACCCAGAGGCGUGGGGUCCAGCAGCCUCUGCGAUGCCAGCUGAGCAUGAAGGUGCUGGGGCAGGAGCUGAGUUUUGUGAACUGUGGGGCCACAGGGAGUCACGUGAAGCACUGGUCGCUGAGCCUGGCAGAGCUCACCAUCAAGCUCCUGAAGGUAGCUUCUGCCAGCCCCUCUGGUAUGUGCCUGUCCCUCAGUGCCCUGCUCCAGAUCUCGGCUGAGAUGGGCACAACGGGAGCCUUGGGGCAGGCUGGGCUGAGGUGGGUGACCAGCGUCCGCAGCGCCGCCAGCCUGGAUGGAGGGAUCCAGAUGCAGAAGGGCCGGGACCUCAAGGUGCAUCUGAACACGCCCGAGGAGGCUGUGGAGCUGCUCAGCUUCAGCUCUCAGCUGUACCUCGUUACCAGGGAUGGCGUGAGGAGCCUUAGACACAUCCCUGUCCCUUCUGAGGCCCAGUCCUGUACUGGUGAGGAAGUGUCCUACGCCUGGGGCUGGCAGCUGUGCGCUGGAGUGACCUGGCCGGUGCCUGGCCAGCCCUACCUGCUCUCAUUGCCUAUGUUUGCCGCUGUGACGCUACAGAAGCGGGACCCGGGGCUCCGACAGUACCUGCUGGAAGCUGCCUGUUCCCUGCACCCCGAGAAGGACAGCUGGUUGCCUCAAGAAGCCACAGCCCACAUCUUCAUGGGCACGCCCGGGUCGGAAGUGCCGAGGGACGUCGGGGUGGACGUCAGCUACAGCUUGCCUCAGAGCAAGUUCCGGGUCAAGCUUCUCCAUCCCAGGAAGAAAAUCGAGCUGGACGGAAAGAUGGAGGCUCUCGGGAGCGUCCACAUGGGUCACUUGGAGCUGGUAUUGGAUGACAGGGAUGUCUACUACAUCAAGGGCUGGAGUGACCUGCAGCCACCCAUAGGCAGCGAGGCGGAGAGGUUCCAGGCACAGCUGGAGGUGAAGCUGGUGACAGGGGGCAGCCCCAUCGUCUUUACGGGGAACCUCACGUGGCAGGCGGGCAGCAAGCUGGCCUUCUCCGCAUCGCUGAGCCAUCUGCUGAGUGACCAGGCCCACGUGACAGCAAUGCUGGAAAGGAAGGAGGAAGAUGGACGGUGGGUGGCCGCCCUGGGUGCCGAGGUCUUUGUGCCAGGGCUGGCGGGACUGCGUGCCCUUGGCCUGCUGCAGCAGCGGGGCGGGCUCUGGACCAACUCCCUGAGGAUCCAGUACAGCCUCCUGGCUCAGGCAAAGCAGCCAGCACACCAGUGCAGCACCAGCCAGAAGCUGCAGACAGAGAGCGGCUCAGACGGCGCCUACAGGCUGGAGCUGCGCCAUGAGCUCCACUGCACACAGAUCCCAGCCUUCAGCCACAAGGUCCAGCUCUGGCACGAGGAGGACUCAGACCACCUGCACUCGCAGCUGGAGGCGAGCUACGGGAAGCACUGGGAUGACAGCGGCAACAAGAGGCUUCUCCGUGUCAGCCAGACCUUCAAGAAUGACUCGGGGCCCGCCCUGAGCAAUCACUUCGUGGAGUUUGUGCUGCAGGUGCCCGAGAGGCAGGUGGAUUGCCGCGUGCAGCUGUACCACUCAAGCCUCCGCCUGCCGCACGUGGAGAGCAGCAGUCACCUGAAGGUGCAGUACAACAGGCGGCCACUGUUGGUGGCAGGCGGGCAGUGGAAGGACACAUCUCGGACCACUCUGUGGAAAUGGGAAGGAGCCUUGAACCUGGAUAGUCCGUGGCUGAUGGUCUCUGCAGCUCACAGGUUGUACUGGCCACACCGAGCUGUGUUCCAAGCUGUCCUGGAGCUGACGCUGGGCAAGGCCUGGACCCUAAAGGGCCUGGUGGUCAGUGUGGACUGCAGGAGUCAGGGCUCCACCAGGGAAGGCAAGAUCGAGGUCUACACUCCAGCUACCACCUACCUCCGGGUUUCCAUGGUGACAGUCUUGGCACAGAGCCUCUUCCACAGCUGGAGCAAACUCGAGUCAGCCUGGAACGCAGCAGUGCAGGGUGAGAUCCAUGCUGAGAACAGCUGGGACCGUAAGAUCCUGCACUGCUGGUUGAAAGGCGCCCAGAGGGAGCUCAACCUAACAGCGACCUACAGGCGCCUCGAGUGGCCGCGGAAGACCCAGGUGUCACUGAUGGCUCUGGGGACCGGUACCCAUGGCCAGCCUCGGGGCCUGCAGUUGGAGGGUGAGCUGGAGGAGCUGAGGCGAGACAGGACAUUGUACCAGAAACGGGGGACAUUGCUCUUUCGGCACCCCUUGCGCCUGCCCAUCCCGCAGAGCCUUGUCCUGCAGGGGACCUUCACAGCUGACGGGCGACACCAGCGCUAUUCCCUGGAGACAAGGGUUGUCCUGAAUGGCCAAGAGGAAACCCUGCAGACUGUCGUCCUGGGCUACCAGGCGGGACACCCCUAUGUCUGUGCAGGUCUGACGCAUCCAUAUGAUGGCACAGCCAUCCCCAGGAACACAGAGGGGUGCCUGGUUACUUGCAAUCAGCACAAGGCUAAGAAAAGGGAGGUCGAGGCCACUUUGAAAGUCAACCAGAAAGCUGUACUGCACUUAAAGGGUCUGCAUCAUGACAGAUCUCAGCACGGGGAAAGCCGGCACAGCCUAGCCCUGGACUUGGCCCAUUCCUACCAGCUGAGCUUCCCCCAGGCCCUGAGCUUGGAUGGGGGCAUCAUCUUUAGACAGAGUCCUCCAGGGACAUUCAAUUUUGGCGUGGAUACUCGAGCUGCCAUCAACCACAACAUCACAUCCCAGGUCUCGGUCCAGCUGAACAGAUCUGACUCCGACUUCGCGUUUUUCUUCCAACUCAGACAUCCCCACAGACCAACAUUUCCUCCAAACUUCCAGGUGCAGGCAGCUGCCGGACACUACAGAGUGCGCAGCCUCAACGGGUCCCUAUCUGUGCAAAUGUCCGGCCGGGAGCUGGCUCUGCUGGAGGUCGACGCCAGCCAGAACACUCGGAGGAGCAGCCGGGGCUGGGGCGUAAGUGUCCUUCUCCACCAGGCUGUCCUCAGCGCCCCCAGGGCUGUUCGGCUGCAGCUGUCUGGAAAGAUCACCCCAGCAAGGAUUUGGCUGUUUUCCAAGGCACUACUGGACCAGAACACGGCACAGCUGCUCCUCAAGGCAUCCGAGGAAAGGAGGGGAGGCCAGGUCCUGACCUUACAGAGCCAAACCCGGCACACGGUGGCUGGCUGGGCAGCGAUGCCCCGCCUCCUGACACUCACAGGAAGGCUGAAGCAGGAGGAGACACUUCGAGAGGGCACCCUGAGAGUCACUGCUGACUCAGCUGUGCUGGGUUUCCUCCUGCGGGACAAGCAUGAGAAGGCAGGGAACGGCACCAGCGUGCACAGCGUGACCUGUGUCCUCACCCAGAACAGCAGCCAGGCUUUGCCCGCAGAGCUCCAGCUGAAGGGCCGGCUGCACGCCCAGAGGAGGAACCUGAGGGCGCAGGCCAGCAUCCGUGCCCACGCGGCCAGCCUGGUUCUGGAUGGAGCUUGCUCCUGGGGCCAGCUUGCAGGUGCACUGCCGCACAGUAUCAGCACGCUGAGUGAUGCAGAACUCCCCUCCAAGGCAGAGGUGCUGCUUUUUCUCACCCACGUGGCUUCCAACUGCUCAGCACGCCUGGCACUGUGGAAUGCGAGGGGUCAGCUAGACACUGCCUUUGGCCUAGAGGGCCUGACCCCCGAGUCCCUGAGCCACCAGCUCCAUGCCAGCCUCCGCCACACCCACAGCGUGCCAAGCCUCAAGCACUGGGGCCUGCCCUUCUCUAUAGAUGGCUACGGGCACUUCCAGAGUGUGGGACGCAAUCUGGCGGCCGGGCUGACGGUGAACUUGGAUGGUGAGCAGCUCCACGCAGCCCUGGAGAGGAAGGCAGAGGGCGGCCACCAGGGGCUGGUGCUGGGGCUGCACCACGGCCUCUCAGGGCUACAGGGCACGCUGCCCUCCCAGCUAGAGGUCAACUGCAGCGGAGACACCUCAUCCACCCAGCUGUUAGGACUCUGCCGAGGGGACAUCACUGGGCAGCCUCUCGAGGUCUUCAUGGACAUUCACAACAGCAGCUCGGGCUUUGAGCAUUCUGGACACAUCCUGAUGGGACCCACAUCUCUCAACUACUCUGUGAGCUGCUGUUACCAUGAUGGGCACCUGGAGCUCUCUGGCCAGAGCUGGCACAACAGUGAGGCCUUGUUGUGGGCGGGAUUCCCAGGCGAGGCCUCCCUGCAUGCAGAGCUGCAGAUACACGAGUCCCAGACCCAGGCCAACGUGGCCCUUCGUGGCAGCGACGGUGGUGUUUUCGUGGACCUGGCAGCCCUGGUGGCUUGGCCACUGCACGGCCCACUGCAGAUGAUGGCCAAUGCCAGCCACACAGUGCCUGCUCUGCAGAGGCUGGGCCUGCCCUUCUCCAGCCAGCUCGUGUUCCUAGGACUCUGGGCGGCAGAAGAGAUGAGCUCCUUGCUGCGUCUGACCUGCGAUUCUCAGGCCAUCUUGGUCCUUGACGUCCAUGGCCAGAACCAGGCAGUCGGCAAAGAGCUGCUGCUCUCAGGCCGGCAUCGCCUCCCCUCCCUCCUGGGCCGCUGCCCCAGCUCAGCCUCAGUCGCGGCUAAGCUACACUACUCCAAGGGUGAGGUUCAGAGCACAUUUGCCUUGGGCGUGGAGGAGCAUCAUUUUCACAUCAGCACCCAGCUGGUAGCUGCUAAGGCCAGUCUUGCCAACUUCAUGAAGCUGGAACAUUCCUUCCUGCAGCUCAGCGCCCUUCCCGGGGAGCUGGUCCUGCAGACCACAUAUGAGAGAGCUCAUGGGACCCGUGUCCUGCGCCACAUGGUGCUGUGGGAUGGCCAGGAGUUGGCCCUCAUUGGGAGCCUCUCCGGGUCUCUCCCCAGGCCCUUCAGGAACCUCAGCCUGCAGGUGGAGCUCACCCACCCGCUGCCCCUCCCCCUGCCUCAACACUGCAGCCUCCGCCUGUCCUCACAGCAUUCGGGAGGCAGCCACCGGGACGGCCUGGUUGUCGGCUGGGAUGGCAGGGACCAGGUGGUGGUCUCCUCCUCCCUGUGGCUGGGGAAGAGUGAGCUGGCUGCCCGCCUGGCCCUGGCUCACCCAUUCAACAUCUCCUGGCAGCAAGCCGAGGCCAGUGGCCUUGCUGAGAGCAGGGGUGGCAGGCAGAGCCGGCAGGUACAGCUCACCUGGAACAGAGGACAGCCUGUGACUCUGCAGCUCACCUGGGCCGACGGGUUCUCAGCACACAGCACCACCUGGGACGGCUGCCUGGCUGCCUCCCCGGGGCAGCUCCAGGAAACCUUGGGCCUGGAUCACCUCCGGGCCUGCGGGGCCAUAACACAGACCCCAGCUGUGUUCAUUGAACAGCUCGACCUGUCCUGGGGCCAGCAGCGUAUGCGGCAGAACUUGACAUACGAGAGGCAUCAGCCAUCUCAGCCAGAAAAAAUCGUUGUGGAGGCCAUGCUGAAGCACGUCCUCGGGGCCUCCUGUGCCCAGCAGAGCUUCCGGGGAGAAGUACAGACUGACUACGCACACUGGCUGCAGCACUCCCUCCGCCUGGGGCUCUGUGACCUGCCCAGGGCCCUCUUGGUCUCCGGGGAGCACAUCCUGGGCCGGGGUGGGCUCCUGCUGCGUUCCCGCUGCCAGGUGGGCCUCGCUCCAGCCCCAGAACACGGCCUGCACCUCAGUCUGACCCUCCGAAACCACAGCAGGCCUCACUCGCCUGACUUCUCCGGGGAGCUAGAGCUUCGUGGCUCCAAGGCUCACCGGGUUGGCCUACUGGGACGUGUCUCUACCUCAGCUUCUCAAAGCCUGGUCCAGUUGGAGGGAAAUGUGGACAAGAGGGAGGAGAAAGUGAAGCUGUCUGUGUCCGGCAUCCCAAGCUGUCUCCAGGCCUCUGUGACCCAUGAGGAGGGGGGCAGAGAAGAGAGUGUGGUGCUGCGGGCAUGUGCUGACCGGCGGACAGCGGAGGUGGAGGUCCUGUUCCGGGAUGGCAGGCAGCCCUUCCAGACCCUGGGCCGCCUGACCCUGCAGGCUGCCAACCACAGCCUCCUGCUGGCUGCACAGGGCUGCGAGGGGCGCCUGCUGGGCCAUGUGGAGUCCAGGAUUGCAGCAGUUGGCUCCCAGGUGCAAGCCCGGCUGGAAGAGAAGGUUCGAGGCUUGGGUGCCUCUGUGAGAAGGUUGCAGCACUUGGUACAGCGGGGAGGCACCCUGAAUGGCCUGGCAGGCUUCCUCCUACAGCUGUCCCAGGCAGGGCUAGAGGCCAUGCAGACAAGUGGUCGGGCGGUCACCACCUUGUGGGGCCACAGCCAGGCCUGGCAGGCAUUGACACAGCACCUGCCUCUUUACCUGGACCGGCUGCAGGUGGGGCUGGAGCAGCUGCGGAACGAACUGGAAUGGCCCCUGGCCACACUGAAGGACGCCUACCUGGAGGUGACGCUGCGGCCCCUGGAGGAGGUGUGGCGGGAGCGGGCUGAGGAGGCCAUGUGGUGGCUGCUGGUCUGGGUGUCCGGGAUGCCAGGCAACGGGGGUCCCAGGCCCAUCAGGAUGGCCCUGGGGGCCAUGAAAGGCACCCUGGAGCUGGUGGCCCACCAGAUGCUGUCCUGGGCUGAGGCCACAUUCUCACGGGCACUGAAGAGGCUCUGCAAACCCCUGCUGGACCUGUAUGACCUCGCAGCCAGGAACUACUCCGUGGUGGUGACGUUGCCACUGCUGCCUUGGGGAGAUGAGCCCCUGGACAUGGCCCGGCUGACCAGCUACCUGGUGGAGGAGAAGCUGCUGCGGCCGCUCCGAGAGCUGUCCAGGGCCAAUGUGCUGGCCGAGUUCUACCGGCUCAGACACUGCCUGCUGCAAGGUCCCUGGGAGUACCAUGCCCUGGUGGCCGGGGCCCAGCAUGUGGUGACUUUCGACGGCCGGGUGUGGGACCUCAGCGCCCAGUGUGGCAGCAUCCUGCUGGCCCAAGACUUUGCUCACAACAUAUUCUCCCUGAUGCUGAGUAGGACAGGCUUGGGGCUCACAGCCCUGACCAUGGAGCUGAACCACAUGACCCUCAUCUUCUACCCCAGCCUGCAGGCCUACAGGCUGUACAACUCCUCCCUGCCGGGGGAGAGCUGUCCAGACCUCCAGCUGCCUCCUGCCAUGACAAGGAGGGACAUCCUCAGGAUUGAGCUGGCCAGUGAGGACGGGGUCUCCAUCUCCUGUGAUGUGCCCACCGGCCUCUGCAGCCUGACUCUGGGCCUCUGGCAACAUGGCAUAUCCGCUGGCCUUCUGGGCACCAACGACAAUGAAGCAGGCAAUGAGCUGAUGUUGCCGGAUGGCUCUGUGGCCCACAGCCUGGAGGGGCUCAGCCUGGCCUGGCAGGUGGAUGGUGACUGCAGGGCCACUGAGAAGACUCAGCAGGCCUGCCCAGGACAGAGCCCCACCUGCCGGGCCUUCUUCCAGGACCCUCGCUCCAGCUUGGGAAACUGCUUCCAGGUGGUGGACCCUGCACCAUUCCUCAGCCUGUGUGUGCAGGACCCCUGUGGCACCCGGGAGCUCCAGCCUGCCUGCACUCUGGCAGAUGCCUACAUCCAAUGUGCCCGCAGCUUCAUGCCCCUGGCCCCACCUCCACAGUGUGGAUUACGAAAUCAACAUACAAAAGUCAGUUGCAUUUCUACACACUAACAGUCAACAAUCCAAGAAGGAAAUUAAGAAAAUGGUUCCUGCUGGCUUGGUUGUGGAUGCCUAUAGUCCCAGCUACUUGGGAGGCUGAGGCAGGAGA
Molecule: messenger RNA, 10210 nt
Organism: Cebus imitator (Panamanian white-faced capuchin)
Lineage: Eukaryota; Metazoa; Chordata; Mammalia; Primates; Cebidae
Gene: APOLTP
Biological process (GO): lipid transport
Molecular function (GO): lipid carrier activity
Source: RefSeq, a predicted model, not a curated record